AUGACGGCGCUGCGGGGCCUCUGGCCGGAGGUGCAGGACACCUGCACCUCACUGGGGCUGAUGCUGUUGCUCGUGCUGUUCAUGGGGCUGGCCCGCGUGGUCACCCGGCUGCAGCUGCACAGGUUCAUGAUGGCCCACACCUUCGUCUUGGAGUUUCUGGCCACCUUCCAGCUCUGCUUCUGCACCCAUGAGCUGCAACUGCUGAGCGAGCAGGAACCCGCGCACCCCACCUGGCCGCUGACGCUAAUCUACUUCUUCUCUUUGGUGCAUGGCCUGACUCUGGUGGGCACCUCCAGCAACCCGUGCGGCGUGUUGAUGCAGAUGUUGCUGGGGGGAAUGUCCCCUGAGACGGGUGCGAUUAGGCUGUUGGCUCAGCUGAUUGGUGCCCUGUGCAGCAGGUACUGCAUAAGCGCCUUGUGGAGCCUGGGGCUGACCAAGUAUCACCUCAACGAGAGGACCUUCGUUUGCAGGAAUCCUAUUCAAGUCGACUUACCCAAAGCGGUCAUCACAGAGGCCAUCUGCUCCUUUAUCUUCCACAGCGCUUUGCUGCACUUCCAGGAGAUCAGAACCAAGCUUCGUAUCCACCUGCUGGCAGCACUCAUCACCUUUUUGGUCUACGCAGGAGGAAGUCUAACAGGAGCUGUAUUUAAUCCAGCUUUGGCACUUUCACUGCAUUUCAAGUGUUUUGACGAAGCAUUCCUUCGGUUUUUUAUAGUAUAUUGGCUCGCUCCUUCUUUAGGUAUAUUGUUGAUGAUUUUGAUGUUCAGCUUUUUUCUCCCAUGGCUGUAUAACAACCAUACAAUUAAUAAAAAGGAAUAACUAUUCCAAAAGACUCAAACUAAGUUACAGGACAGUCAAGGUGGAUGUGAUAAAGAUUUUAUCACCUCAUAUUCAACAUACUGGCUGCACUGGACUCAUCAAUGUUUAGUUUCCUCUGAGGAGGUGCCUUGUAGUCAUCAUCACUGGAACUUAAAAAUCCCAAUUACUGUGAAAAGAAAUCCUGUGUUUCUCAGUUAA
Messenger RNA from Mustela lutreola (European mink), 1017 nucleotides. RefSeq names its product aquaporin 11 (gene AQP11). The transcript has 3 exons. The record is from RefSeq and is a predicted model, not a curated record. Gene Ontology annotation, molecular function: channel activity. Bases 1 to 819 code for a protein of 272 amino acids. Gene Ontology annotation, cellular component: membrane; cytoplasm. NCBI's taxonomy places the organism in Eukaryota, Metazoa, Chordata, Mammalia, Carnivora, Mustelidae. Gene Ontology annotation, biological process: transmembrane transport.